Molecule: messenger RNA, 1632 nt
Organism: Drosophila erecta
Lineage: Eukaryota; Metazoa; Arthropoda; Insecta; Diptera; Drosophilidae
Exons: 5
Coding region: 62-1303 (413 amino acids)
Source: RefSeq, a predicted model, not a curated record
GACACGUAUUGUAUUUUCUCGCAGCUGCUUGCAAUAUAUUAGAAGCAAUAAAUAAACCAAAAUGUGGGAGCAGUUAGCGAGAUAUCGCAAUCACUUUCUGCAAUACGAGAUCAAGGAUGUGCUGAAGCCGACCUCCAUCAAUAGCCAGCAGGAUAAGGUGUGGACUCAGGCCAUGGAGAAACGCAAUAUUUGUAGGUGCACUCCGUAUUGCUGCAAUUCGAGCUCCACGCACCUGGAGGAUCGUGCUCAAUUGGCCUACGGCUGGUUUGCACUGCCCAAAUUGCUAAAGGAACUGGAUAGUGAUGUUCGCCUGACCCACUGGAGGGCAGUCGUGUCGUUGUCGGAAUUUCUUCUAAAUCCACUGAAUGCACAGAGAGCUAUCACCGAAAUGGAUCUUGUGAGAAAAUUGAAAAAUGCCUUUAUGCGAAUGAGAUUGAAGCAUCACGAAGAGGAGCACCGGGAGGGGGAGAUGUAUCUUAGGAUUUAUAAUAUACUCUCCCGCAAUUUCGAUGGCGCCGAAAAUAUAGCCAACCGCAAGUGCUUAAGAGUGGAGUUUUAUAAAAUCAUUAAGAGCCAAGAGUCUAUUAAGGAUGAUUUGGCUUCAGAGAUAUUGCGAAAUCUGACGUGCAAGCCAAAAGUUCUGGGUAUAUUCCUGGAGGAUCCUGAAAACUUUUCCGCCUUGGCUGAGAUCUUCAGGCAGGAUCCGUGCCGUCCGCAUUAUCCUUUGCAUUUGUGGCACCACCUGUGUCACAUGCUGGAAGUGGCGCCCGAUCAGGGAAUCGAGCUGGGCUUCUUUGAGCUGCUGCACUCGCGAAUCCUAAAUCGUUUGUCCAAUUUCUGGGACAUCAAUACCAAGGCAUUUGCGCUGCUACUCUGCUGUGCCGAGGGUCAGCGGCGUUUCGAUGCCGUGGAUGGUGUAAGCCUGCUUUACGAGGUCUUUGCCCAGCCCGAUGAGAAUCCGCGGCUGUUGCUGCCACGCCAGAAGGUGGAAAACUGGGAAUAUACGGUCCUGGCCCUGCUCAAUGGCCUCCAUAGCAAGCGGGCCUUGUGGCGCAGCAGGGAGUUCACCCAACUGCCGUGUUAUGUGGGUCGUCUGAUGGCCUCCACGACCGAUAAUCCCCGCCUGCAACUUUAUUGCCUAAAAGUGUUCCGGGAGCUGGGCGUAAUGCCCUGCAUUAAACGCUAUAUUAUUGGGAACUGGCUACAGGACAUUUGCAAGAUGUUCUGCCUGGAUGCUGAGGCGGAAUGCGCCCGGGAUUCACUGGUCGAUUGGCUGCGUCGGGAUAUCGCCGAUAGUAGUUAAAACACCCGCUUGCAGUUACUUUCAUCUGAAACUGAUUGUUUGUUACUGUGGAAACAUCGCUUUUCCCCGCUUUUCCCCGCUUUCUACCGCUCAGAUAAAUUCAAACCGUUUCAAUACCACCCCUGAUGUCCCAAAGAGAAUCCCCUGGUGUCCCAAAGAGAAAGCGGUUAAAAGAGGGGCAAUAAUCCUGGUAAAAAGAGAGAGAGCUUUGUCAGCUGUUUUGAAAAAAAAAAAAAAGUAAAUUGUAGUAAAUAUUUAGCACCUCUCGAACAUUCCGUUUGAUGUUUUUAAAUUCCUUAAAAAUAAAUUCAUCCUCCUCCCUGUACUUG